Vitis riparia (riverbank grape) is the source of this 1393-nucleotide messenger RNA. Its product is annotated as 2-alkenal reductase (NADP(+)-dependent). NCBI's taxonomy places the organism in Eukaryota, Viridiplantae, Streptophyta, Magnoliopsida, Vitales, Vitaceae. Gene Ontology annotation, molecular function: oxidoreductase activity, acting on the CH-CH group of donors, NAD or NADP as acceptor. The record is from RefSeq and is a predicted model, not a curated record. The coding region runs from base 126 to 1166 and encodes 346 amino acids. The transcript is spliced from 5 exons.
AUGGCGCCAGGAUAGGAAGUAGAAAAAUGGUAUGCUGAUUUUCAAGAGUUUCAGAGUUUGAGAGUUGAGAAGAGGUAAUACUCCAUUUCCAUUCCCAUUAUCCCAUUAUCCCAGAAUCCCAAUCGAUGGAGCAGACAGAGGUCGGCAACAAGCAGAUCAUUUUGAAAAAUUACACUGACCAGAUUCCCAAAGAGACUGAUUUGGAACUGAGGCAUGCCAACAAAAUCAAGCUCAAGGUACCAAAAGGGUCUGGAGCUUUCUUAGUCAAGAAUCUUUACCUGUCUUGUGAUCCUUACAUGAGAGGCCGCAUGAGAGACUUUCAUGAUUCCUAUUUGCCUCCAUUCACUCCUGGCUCUGUCAUCGAAGGGUUUGGAGUGUCCAGAGUUGUGGACUCUGACAACCCCAAUUUCAAGCCUGGUGAUUUAAUAGCUGGGGUAACUGGUUGGGAGGAGUACAGCUUGAUUUACAGAGCCCAGCAAUUGAGAAAAAUUCAACAUCAAGAUGAUAUCCCUCUUUCUUUUCAUGUGGGUCUUCUUGGUAUGCCUGGUUUUACUGCUUAUGCUGGAUUUUAUGAGGUUUGUUCCCCCCAAAAAGGGGAAACAGUUUUGGUCUCUGCAGCUUCUGGAGCUGUUGGUCAGCUUGUUGGCCAACUUGCUAAAUUACAUGGCUGCUAUGUAGUUGGAAGUGCUGGGUCAAGCCAAAAAGUUGACCUUCUGAAGAAUAAGCUUGGAUUCGAUGAAGCUUUUAAUUACAAAGAAGAGCCAAAUCUGGAUGCAGCUUUGAAAAGGUACUUUCCAAAGGGAAUCGACAUCUUCUUUGAUAAUGUGGGAGGUGAUAUGCUAGAUGCAGCGCUUCUCAACAUGAGAAUCCAUGGGAGGAUUGCCAUUUGUGGGAUGGUGUCUCAGACUAGCCUUUCCAAUCCCCAAGGAAUUCACAACAUGUACGCUCUCAUAACAAAGCGCAUCACCAUGAAGGGUUUCCUGCAGAGUGAUUACUUGCACCUAUUCCCACGUUUCGUGGAAGAUGUCUCCAGUUACUACAAGCAAGGGAAGAUUGUUUAUAUUGAAGACAUGAACCAGGGCUUGGAGAGUGCUCCAGCUGCCUUUGUUGGGCUAUUUUCUGGGAAAAAUGUUGGCAAGCAGGUCAUCUGUGUAGCGCCUGAAUGAUUUUCUCGUGUAACCCUUGGACUGUCCAGUUGAAGCAAACUUAAAGCUUUCUGAAGAUUCAAUUGGAGGGCAAAUUUUGGCAAGGAAGUUACGGAAAAUCUAGCUUGUCUCUGUAACCAAGGUUGGUUGAGAUUUCUGUUGAGAACUCAAAAUACAUUGUUCUGGUCUAAAAAUAAGUAUAAACAGAGAUCCAUAUUGAACCACUGGGUUAGUUAUUCAUGGUAUCA